This is a messenger RNA of Rotaria sp. Silwood1, 1515 nucleotides long. NCBI's taxonomy places the organism in Eukaryota, Metazoa, Rotifera, Eurotatoria, Philodinida, Philodinidae. The record is from the annotation of a GenBank genome assembly.
AUGUUCAAUUCGAAGAGACCGUGUGUACGUAAAGAUUGUCCAUUAGCACAACGUACUGUUAGGGAUGGAGAUUUAAUAGGGAUAAACUAUCCAUUACGUUCUCCAUUCAGCACCAACAUUCAUCCGAAUGCUCGAUGGCAACAAAAUGGUAUCACUGUGGCUGGAGGAAAUCGACAAGGCAAUGGAAUCAAUCAACUCUCAAACCCAUGGGGUUUGUAUGUUGAUGAUGAUCAAACAAUCUAUGUUGCUGAUCAAUCAAAUCACCGUAUUGUGGAAUGGAAACGAGGUGCAACAAGUGGCCAAGUGGUUGCCGGUGGAAAUGGACAAGGAAGUGGAGAUCAUCAAUUGGAUGACCCAUAUGAUGUGAUUAUCGACAAAGAGAGAGAUAGUCUCAUCAUAUGCGAUACUUCGAAUGGAAGAGUGGUUCGAUGGCCUCGUCGAAAUGGGACAAGUGGAGAAACAAUCAUCUCCAACAUCUCUUGUUGGGGUUUGACAAUGGACGAGAAUGGAUCUCUCUAUAUCACUGACUAUGGAGAAGCUGAAGUGAGACGAUAUCGAAGAGGAGAAUCUCAAGGAACAGUGGUUGCAGGUGGCAAUGGACGUGGAAAUCGUCUCGAUCAACUCUCUUUCCCACGAUACGUAUUCGUCGAUCGAGAUCAUUCAGUGUACGUAUCUGAUCGGAUAAAUCAUCGUGUGAUGAAAUGGAUGGAAGGUGCAAAACAAGGCAUUGUCGUGGCUGGUGGUCAAGGAGAAGGAAAUGAUCUUACACAAUUGUCAUCUCCUCUAGGAGUCGUUGUCGAUCAAUUGGGCACUGUCUAUGUGGCUGAUGCAGGGAAUAAUCAAAUCAUGCGUUGGCAUAAAGGAGCCACACAAGGAAGUGUCAUUGUUGGUGGAAACGGUAAAGGAGAACAAUCGAACCAACUCAAUGGACCCAUCGCAACACGUACAUCUUAUUGUUUUCAUUUCACGCAAGCCAUUUAUCGAGCGAUACAACGAGUCGGUUUAUCAACAAGUUAUAAUAAUAAUGAUGGUGUCAACCAAUAUUGUCGAAAGUUGAUGGCUCUUCGCCUAUUCCCAGAAGCUAUUAUUGAAAAUACAUAUGAUGAAUUAAUUGCAACAAUGUCAAUAAACUUGAGAAACGUACUGAAUGAUUUAAUGGAAUAUUUUCAAGAGGAAUGGUUUUUGAAAGUUUCGAUUUCUCAAUGGUAUGUUCAUGGUAUGAAUAUGAGAACCAAUAAUAAUGCCGAGGCAUUUCAUAGUCGGUUUAAUCAUCGAGUACAAGUUAAUCAUCCAAAUAUUUGGUCGUUUAUACAAUUUCUACAAGGAGAAGAGAAUAGUUUUCACCAUAUGCGUAUUCAAUUUAGUGCAGGCUUAGGACCAAGACCAAAGCAAGCAAAAGCAAUUGCUAUUCAACGCCGUAUCGAUAAUCUUGGGAAAAGAUAUUAUGACUGUGCUAUAAAUGCUAUGGAAUACUUCGAUGGAUUAUCAUUUAUAGUUGCUAAACGAAAAAAAUGA